CACACACACACACACACUCACUUAGACACGCGCACACACACAGGGAUGAAAAUGGGUGACUGCUGUGCUUCUCUGCUGUCAGUCAAAACUAAUAAAAAAUGAGUGAAUAAAUCAGCAGUCUUAGGAGUUUUAGGAAGAAGCGUGAGAAAAAAGUGUGAGCUGCAGUUUCCCCUGAGCUUCGCCUCUCAGGUUGUGGAAACCCACUUCCUUCACCGCCUUCACCUCCUUCAUAUCCUUCACUGUGGACUUGAACCUGCUAACAUGAUAAAAUAGGAAAGAAAACCAAGGCAUGUGAUUGGUGGAGCUGAUUGGAGGCGGACCACAGCCUGUGAGACUCAGUUCAGGGUGAGAUCAUCCACAAGUCCUCUCAGGGAGGAUGAGGAGGAUUAGAGCAGAUUACAGUUUAUAGCAGCAGCAGCACAAGAAGAGGAGGAAGAAGAAGAAAGCACAGAGACCAGUACAGAGACAGAGAAUAACCAGAACUAACAAGACUAACUGGAGCAAAGAGGACCAAACUGAUUUAACUGGACUAAUUGGGAAUCUAACUGGGAGGUGCUGGGUGGUGGAGGUGAAUUUUAAGGUGGGCUGAGCUGGGGAACAGGAAGAAGUCUGGAUGGACGGUUUCCAAGCGUACGGGGCAGGGAAGGCGGGUGGAGCUUUCGAUCCACUGAACUUCUUCAGGCAACCUCAGACUGUGGUGAGGAUCCUCUGCUGGCUCUUUUCCAUUGUCAUCCUUGGCUGUGUUGCUAACGAGGGUUACGUUAAUCGUCCCGAAGAGGUUGAAGAGUUCUGCAUCUUCAACCGCAACCAGAAUGCCUGCAAUUACGCCAUUUCCAUGGGAACGCUGUGUUUCCUCUGCAGCACUGCUUUCCUGGCACUGGACGUUUACUUUCCUCAGAUCAGCGGUGUGAAGGACAGGAAGAAGGCCGUCAUGGCUGACAUCGGAGUGUCAGCUCUCUGGUCUCUGGUCUGGUUCGUGGGGUUCUGUUUUCUGGCCAAUCAGUGGCAGGUUUCCAAAGAAGAAGACAACCCUCUGAACGAAGGAGCCGAUGCAGCCAGAGCCGCCGUCAUCUUCUCCUUCUUCUCUGUCUUCACUUGGGGAGGUCUCACUCUGCUGUCACUGGAGCGUCUGAAGAGGGUCUCAUUUGAAGAAGAAUACAACAAACUGUUCAGCCCACCACUUGCCUGAAACACACACACACACACACACACACACACACACACACCCUAACUUCAACUCUUUCCUUCAGUCUGUCAGAGAUGGGUCUUCCUCUGCUUCCUGUUUCCUCAACAGCUCGGUUUAACUGGCUAAUAUCAGUGUCAAUCAUCAAAAGUGCCUUCCUGUUGCUAUGGUGAUGUUGGUAAUGAUGAUGUUUUCUUCCUUAGAUGUGUAAAAGCCAACUUAAAAACUUCAUGCGACAUUGCAUUGUUGGUAUCAAUAUUAUUAUUAUUACUGUUAUAGUGAUGUCACCAUGCGUAAGAUGACAUCAUCAUAUAUGUUGAUGAACAAUGACAUAAUGACAUAAUGAUCAAUGAUGAAAUGUGAAACAAAGAUUAAAGUUGUGCACUGACACAGAGUCGAUGGACACUGCUGCCCCCUGCUGAAACCAGUUAUUAUUAUACACCAUUAGAUAACAUGAGCUGUGAUAGCAGACAUUAGCCAACAUCAGCUGUCAUUAACUGUGAUAGCUGACAGCCGUGUGACAUGGCGUGUCAUGCUGGAAGUUGCCAUUGGAAGAUGAGAACACUGUGGACAUGCUCAGUAGCAAUACUCAGGUAGGCUGUGGCAUUAAAACGAUGCUCAGAUGGUACUGUGGAGUCCAAAGUGUGCCAGCAAAAUAUCACCCACACCAGCAGUAGUAGAAAUCAGUCAAAUCUGGCAAUGCUUUUAUUCUCUUCUGUUGUCCAGUGUUGGUAAUCUGGUGCCAACUGUAGCCUCACUUCAUUCUGAUUCAGAUAUAUUAAAUAAUAUAAAAUAAUAACCACUAACUCCAACAAACAGGAAGUGAUUUUCAACCCAGAUGUUGCCUGAUGUUUUCAGAUUCUCAUCUCUUCUCAGAUUUAAGUUAUGCACAACAGAAAAUAUACAUUAAACAUAAACUUACAUCAAAGUCAGUCUGCUUCCCCCAAAUCAAUAUAUUCAGGACAAUAUCUCCAUGUUGUUCAAUUCUGGCUGCUUUUCACAGUACAGCUGAACACAGUGCAUUUUGUCCAGUUUAAAUGUAUGUAACAUUUCAGUCUAAUAAGGAUCAUAAGAUUUUAAUCUCAGUGGGACUUCCUAGUUAAAUAAUUAAAUAUAAAUAUAAAUAAAUUAAUAAAUCAAUAAAAACAAGAACUCAGACUUCAUCUGCAAAAAUUUGCAUGGAAUAUUCCUUUAACUCAGCUCUUCUAUUGGUUCUUGGCUGCUUCUUUUUGUAAGAAAGUCUUUUUUGUCAGCUGGAGGUGAUAUUUAUUUCUUAGUGAAGUCAGACACUGUCAAUAACAUUUCAAAGUUUGAAUCAUCUGUGUGUCUGCAGGCUGUCCUGUGUCUACUGGCCAUCCACAGAUUUAAACUGGGAGCUGAUUCUGUCACAUUCAGUCAGGAGUAUGUCGACCCCAACCAACAGGAACCUUUGGGCGAGGUCACGCCCACUGAAGACUAGAGGGGCGGGGCCUCAAGACAGAUGAACAUAGUGUAGUUCAUAGGAUGCUUUCAUUCACUGAUCCUUGACUUGAACUACAGCUGCACAAUCUGUGACAGAGGUAAAAAAAAUAGGCCAAUCAAAAUCAGGGCUUUGGUCUCUCCAUUGGCAGCCAAUCACAGUCCAGAACAGUGUAGAGGCUUUAAAGUUUUAUGUUGAACUCACACAGGUAGGUGGUGUUUCUUAAGAAUAAAACCUGGAUCAGCCUGUGAGCAACAUAAGUUCAUUAGUGAGCCAGCGUUUGCCUGUUAGCAAUGAAGGUCAAAAGCCAAUUAGCUAACAUUAGCCUUUUAACGAUGUCAGACUCCUGAAAAGUUAUGGAUCACAGACAGAAAAUUAUCUGUUAGACAAGACAAGACAAGACAAGACAAGACAACUUUAUUUGUAUAUCCCAUUUUUACAUUGUAUAGCCCAUUUUUGUUACUACUGAGAUAUUACUCACUAGCUCUGUAGCUAAUUUUAGCCCCCGUUACACAGCUAAUGGCACUGCUACAGUACCGUUUAGCCAACAGAAUAAAUUGGAGCUAAUGUACUGUUUUGUUAAGCUAGCUGUUUGCAUAAAACUAACUAAACUACUAACUUUUUGAGUUAUUUUUUGUUUUUUAUUGACUGAUCAACCAUGAAAGAAGACUGUUUUCACACUAAAACUCAAUGCUAAAUGCUAAACAUUUGGGACUGAAGGACUUUGUUCUGAACAACAAAAAUUAUAACAAAAAAAAUGCGGGCUCUCCUGCUGGUUAGAGGAGGAAACUAACUUAAAAACAACAAAACAACUAAAUGUUUGCUUGUCAACAAACAAACACACUCAAUUAAAUGGUGCUGCACUUGUUUUUUAUCUGAUGUAGCUUUAGUUUGUGGUGAGCAGAGAACAUUUGCUCAGUUCAGCUUGUGGUAUUUCUUGUGGUAUCUAUGGUUUGUCUGAUAAUAAAGUUGGUUAAAGUCUGUAGUCAGUUUGUUUGAAUAAUUUUAUUUAGCACAUGUAACAUAAAAGUGCUGCUCUACACCACCUUCAUUAUUUCCAACCAGUACAUUUAUUUAUUUAUUUGUAGCUCCAAGGUGUCUGUGGGCCCUGGUUGUCUCCUGGGUGUCCUGGUCAGUCAGAGUGCAGAGUCAUGCAGUCUGAGUCUAUUUGACUGAAGGUUUCUGCUCUAACACUUUGAAGUUACACCAAACUCUGCCAACAUUCAACACAUAUAACCCCCUCAUAUUCAGGUUUGAAACAUUAAAAAC
This is a messenger RNA of Scatophagus argus, 3911 nucleotides long. It is a transcript of the gene syngr1a, whose product is annotated as synaptogyrin 1a. NCBI's taxonomy places the organism in Eukaryota, Metazoa, Chordata, Actinopteri, Scatophagidae. The record is from RefSeq and is a predicted model, not a curated record. Gene Ontology annotation, cellular component: synaptic vesicle membrane; neuromuscular junction. The coding region runs from base 614 to 1189 and encodes 191 amino acids. The transcript has 4 exons.